Dermatophagoides pteronyssinus (European house dust mite) is the source of this 794-nucleotide messenger RNA. RefSeq names its product G patch domain-containing protein 4. Lineage: Eukaryota; Metazoa; Arthropoda; Arachnida; Sarcoptiformes; Pyroglyphidae. Gene Ontology annotation, molecular function: nucleic acid binding. The record is from RefSeq and is a predicted model, not a curated record. Gene Ontology annotation, cellular component: nucleolus.
CAUGAUUGUGGAAAUUGAUUUUUACACGUGUAUUUUUUUUUUGUAAAGAAUAUAUGGUGAUCCAAUAGUUUGUGUCUAUUUUGUUUCAUGCAAAAUUCUUCAAGAUCAAAAUGGAUUUUGCAAAACGACAGAUGAAAAAUAUGGGAUGGAGCGAAGGUAAAGGAUUAGGUGCUGAAGAAAAUGGUAUUGUAAAACCAAUUGUUCCCAAUAUUCAAAUGGACACUCGUGGUCUCGGAUUCAGCAUAGCCGAUUCUUUACAGAUUAAAAACCAAUGGUGGGCAGAAGCAUAUAAUGUUGCCAGUAAAGGUUUAAAACCUGAAUAUAAAAUCACAUCAGUUGGAGUGAUUGUUAAAACAAAAUCCUGCUCAAAAAAUGACGAUAAUAUUGAAGAAAAUCCAGAAGAAGAUAAAGUUUACAAUCAACAUUUCGUAAGCGCUGGAACGAUAACGAACAAAACCGACGAUGAUAUUGAACAAAUCAAUGAUAAAAGUUGUUCCAAGAAAAAAAGAAAAAAGAAACUCAAGAAAGAAAUUGACGACGAAAAAUCCGAAGAAAUAAAAAAUGAAAAUAAACUUAAAAAAUCAUUAGAUUUUAAUGUGAUAUUUGCUAAAAAUAAAAAUAUAACCUGUCAUAAAGCUGCACGUUUGGGUAUUAAAAUGUCUGGAAAAAUGAAACGAUUACAAGAACAAGAAGCGAAAUUUUCAUUUUCUAAAAAAUAAUGAAUCAAUUUUUUUUCUGAUAAAUAUUCUAAUCGAUCUCAAUGAUACACCGCAAACAAUUGUCAUGUUCAAUAA